This is a messenger RNA of Anolis sagrei ordinatus, 2145 nucleotides long. RefSeq names its product methyl-CpG binding domain protein 3 (gene MBD3). The record is from RefSeq and is a predicted model, not a curated record. Gene Ontology annotation, cellular component: nucleus. Gene Ontology annotation, molecular function: methyl-CpG binding. Gene Ontology annotation, biological process: DNA methylation-dependent constitutive heterochromatin formation; negative regulation of transcription by RNA polymerase II. Lineage: Eukaryota; Metazoa; Chordata; Lepidosauria; Squamata; Anolidae.
CGUCAGAAGGAACAGCGCCCCCUUCGGAGCCCAGGCAGGGAGGAGGGAGGCGCGCUUGACAGCCGGAAGAGCCUGCUCAAUCCCCAGAGGGAGUCAUCCCGGAACAGCCAGCCCCCAAGCCAAAGAGCCUGCCAAGGCUUAGCUGACCGGCUUUGGGCCCCCUCGGCAGCCGCCACCCUGGCAGGAGCCAGCGCCCGAGGCGGAGGCGGCUGGGCCGACCCCGAGCCCGACCCCUCCUCGCUGGCGGCGGAAGCCAUGGAUCGGAAGAGGUGGGAGUGCUCUGCCCUCCCGCAGGGAUGGAAAAGGGAAGAAGUGACGCGGAAAUCGGGGCUCUCCGCUGGCAAGAGCGAUGUCUAUUAUUAUAGCCCGAGCGGGAAAAAGUUCCGCAGCAAGCCCCAACUGGCCCGCUAUCUGGGCAGCUCCAUGGAUCUCAGCACCUUCGACUUCCGAACAGGGAAGAUGCUGAUGAGCAAAGUCAACAAGAACCGCCAGCGGAUGCGCUAUGACUGCGCCAGCCAGGCCAAGGGCAAACCGGACCUCAAUACGGCGCUCCCCGUCCGGCAGACGGCUUCCAUUUUCAAACAGCCGGUGACCAAAAUCACCAACCACCCCAGCAACAAAGUGAAGACAGACCCCCAGAAAGCAGUCGACCAGCCCAGACAGCUUUUCUGGGAGAAGAAACUGAGUGGCCUCAACGCGUUCGAUAUCGCUGAGGAGCUGGUCAAAACAAUGGAUCUCCCGAAGGGUCUGCAAGGUGUGGGACCUGGCUGCACGGAUGAGACCCUCCUCUCAGCCAUCGCCAGCGCCCUCCACACCAGCACCAUGCCCAUCACUGGUCAGCUUUCGGCUGCCGUGGAGAAGAACCCUGGCGUUUGGCUGAACACCUCCCAGCCCCUCUGCAAGGCCUUUAUGGUGACCGACGAAGACAUCAGGAAGCAGGAAGAGCUGGUCCAGCAAGUGCGGAAGCGCCUGGAGGAAGCCCUGAUGGCUGACAUGUUGGCCCACGUCGAGGAGAUUGCGAAGGAUGGAGAGGCCUCACUGACAAAAGUUGGGCCUGAAGACGGCGAGGAGGAAGAGGAAGAUGAGGAGGAGGAAGAGGAGGUGGAGCGUGUCCCAGAGGUGGAGAGCGUAUAGUCCAGAGGUCUUAAGAUGGUGCCCUUCUGUUGGAACCUGUUCUGUCCACAUCACGAUUGGCGACCCUCUUCUUCCGAAUCCAACCUGUGGACAGGAGAACGCCGUCUGCGGAAUGCCCUGAUUUGGUGAGACGCUUUUUGAACUCUGUCGCCGAACAAAAAUCCUGUCUCCGAACUUCGAAUGAGGGUUCGGUUUCAUCUUGUAUGUAUUAUUAAUGACUCUUGGAAUUGGGGAAGUGGCUUCUUCUACUUAGGGGGAAUCCUUCCCAGUCCCUGUUUUUCUGGGGUUUUAGAUACUGGGUUUACGGGGAGGGCGUGUUUCCUUUUGCUUGUCUUGCCUCAUUGCGAAAACGAUCCAGAACGGACCAUCAGCCCUUCAGAAUUGGACUUUGCCUUCAAUAAAUGCUUGGUUUUGGUGAAUCAGGGCCAGGAUAUUGGCAAUCCUGGGGUGCUGAUGGCCUCUUUUUUAUGUCACUCCUUUUUGCCAUCUUCAAGGCAUUGGAUCUUGUGGUGCCUCCCCUUUCUGUAUUUACAUUAUUGGCACUGAAUUGCGUUACGGUUUGCGUUACGGGGAAGCGACUCACAAAACUCCAUGGCCCCUUCUCACCCUAUUGCAAUUUUGUGAUUUGUUUCCCAUUUCGGAUUCUCCCAGAUGGAGGGAGGGAUUGACUUCGUGAAAACAUUGCUUCUGGAAUGUUUUCAAGGGAAUUUUUUAGCAGUCUGUCUCAAUGAAUAAUAAUGUAAAUGCCAUUGGUCCCAACUUGUUUGUUCUCCUUUGAGGAGAAUGUCUUUCCUAAACGACUCCCAAUAAAUUGAGGAAGUGGGUGUCCACUGCCCCUUUGGAUGCUCACAUUCGAAUCACUCCACCUUCGGCUUUUUGGAAACGCCGACCAUCCUUUUUCCGUCUUUUCAGCACAUUUGUCGAUGACAUAUUUGUCUUCAUGUAUGACCCCCUUGGAGGGAAUAUGGGUUUUGUAAUAAAAGUGAGUAAUAAAGCGGAUUUUUUUUAAAA